This is a messenger RNA of Hypomesus transpacificus, 2166 nucleotides long. It is a transcript of the gene nkx2.3, whose product is annotated as NK2 homeobox 3. Gene Ontology annotation, cellular component: nucleus. Bases 265 to 1341 code for a protein of 358 amino acids. The transcript has 2 exons. Lineage: Eukaryota; Metazoa; Chordata; Actinopteri; Osmeriformes; Osmeridae. The record is from RefSeq and is a predicted model, not a curated record. Gene Ontology annotation, biological process: regulation of transcription by RNA polymerase II; cell differentiation. Gene Ontology annotation, molecular function: DNA-binding transcription factor activity, RNA polymerase II-specific; RNA polymerase II cis-regulatory region sequence-specific DNA binding.
GAGUGACAUCACGCGGCGCAGCGAGGGGCUUCGCCCUGUUCCAACUCCAGUUACAAAAACAGACAUUUUAGCUGUCAUAAAGGAGACACGCUGGCCUGCACCGACUUUCCCGGACUGUGUAGCCCACUCCAUUGCCCCGUCUAACCCGGGAUGGCGUGUACGUGCGUGUCAGUGUGUGUACGAAGAUGAAGCCUCAAUUCCGGAUUAGCACACCUCCGGUUGCCACGACUUUAAAUCUAUAACUUCGUUAAAAAAGUGGAGUGUAUGUUACUCAGCGGGGUUCAUUUCCUUGGUGCGCGCGAGCAGGACCUGGAUGGCAUAAUGCUCCCGAGCCCUCUCACCUCGACGCCGUUCUCAGUCAAGGAUAUUCUGAAGCUCGAGCAGGAACAGCAGCAGCAACAACAAUCUCAGCAGCUCCAGUCGCGCCACUUGGACCACCAGCACCUCCCGUCCCACGCGCAGCACUUGCACCAGCAGUCGCCCCACCAACAGCACUACCAGCUUCCGCCGUCCUGCAUGCUCGCCGGUGCCGGGGAGAGCCCCGCGUUCUCAGACGGGGAAGAUAACCUGGCUUACCUCAGCUCGCUGGCAGUCCGGGACGGGCACGGAGAGGCUAGCCUGUCCCCAGAGAUGUACGUCCACUCCGGUCUAGGGCACCUGAGCGACCCGAAGCUUGAGGUGGAGCUGGAGGAGCAGGGCACAAAGAGCUGCGGCGUGUCUUCCAAGCCUCUGGAGGGUGGGGAGGACGGCGGGCAGGGAGACUCGGAAAGGCCGACCAAACAGAGGACCAGGCGGAAACCUCGAGUUCUCUUUUCCCAGGCUCAGGUCUUCGAGCUGGAACGGCGCUUCAAGCAGCAGCGCUACCUGUCCGCCCCGGAGCGGGAGCACCUGGCAAGCACUCUCAAACUCACCUCCACGCAGGUCAAAAUCUGGUUUCAGAACCGACGGUACAAAUGCAAAAGGCAGCGACAGGACAAGUCACUCGAGCUGGCGGGCCACCACCACCCUCCCCCACCGAGGCGAGUCGCCGUACCCGUCCUGGUCAGGGACGGGAAGCCCUGUCUUGGUGGUCCACAGAACUACAACGCGGCCUACGGAUCGAAUCCCUAUAGUUAUAACGGAUAUCCGGGUUAUACAUACAACAACCCAGCUUACAACAGCAACUACAGCUGCACGUACACAAGCAUCCCUGCUCUACCGCCCACCACCACGGCCAACGCCUUCAUGAACAUGAACUUGGGCAAUAUUGGCGGCCUGAGCGCUUCGCCUCAGCCACAAACGCACCAAGGAGCUACGGUGACGCCGUGUCAAGGGACAUUGCAGGGGAUCCGAGCCUGGUAAAGGCCCCCUCGUGACCGGAAUCUAAGUUUUAUCGAGCUUUCAGCUUUCAAAUGGAUCCAUUUUAUUCCUUAAAGAAAAAGUGUGUUAUUUUUGUUGCAGUAUCUCGGAAACAGUGUUGAUUGUAUGUAGUUAGGCCUGACUGAUGAUCUGGUUAUAUUCUGAUAUGUCAGCUUCUCUCUCGUUCACCGGUAAACGCCAAUUGAAAUGUCACCAUACAUUACAGUUUGGUUGGAUUUUGGGACAAUUCACGAUGACCAACAGCGUCGCCACUUAUGGUGCUGUAAUGGAAUUCUGUAAUGGAAGAAUCAAGUUUUCCAGGCAAGUUUGGAUGACGUCAAACUUUGAACUUGAUGACUGUGAACCACUGAGGCCGAUACAAAUCAUGGUUGCUCACGUGCGCACUGGGACGCCUAAUAUUGCCCUCAGUUCUACGCAUAGGUGCUUUAAAAAAAUCUAAACUAUUUUAAUUAUUUGAUAAUUCGAUCAAAUAUUUUUGCUAGCAUUUCCCAAUAUGAAACAAGAAAUCUCAACGACAGACAUAUACAGAAUUUCCUGCUCGCAUUUGGAAUGUGAUUUGUAGUGUAUUUUACUCUGAACUGCACGAGUACCUGUUUAUCCGGAAGUGACAGUUUUAUAUGGAAUCAGACACAGCCUCGACGCCUAAACAUGAAUAAAAUUCUGUUGAAAAACUAAGAAUUUACUUUCUAAAAUCGAAAGAAUCCCAUACUAUCAUAUCAUAAAGCUAUUUGGCAAGUGAACCUUCAAUGGUCCAUUUUCUUGGGAAUGAACGGCUGUUCUUUUAACGCGCGUGCUGCGCUGGUGCUU